This is a messenger RNA of Saitoella complicata NRRL Y-17804, 1198 nucleotides long. RefSeq lists its product as uncharacterized. The transcript has 5 exons. Lineage: Eukaryota; Fungi; Ascomycota; Saitoellomycetes; Saitoellales; Saitoellaceae. The annotation marks the transcript as partial. Gene Ontology annotation, molecular function: coenzyme A diphosphatase activity. The record is from RefSeq and is a predicted model, not a curated record.
AGAUCGGACAGCCAGUUGCAAUCAAGGAUGCAGCUCAUGCGCGACUUGAAGAAUGCUCUGGAUGUGAUUGCGAGCAGGGAGGAGCAUUACCUUCCAUCGCCAAAGGAAACUCCGAAGCGUGCUUCAAUUGCGUUGAUCCUACGCGUACGCCCUGAUCCCGCGCAUCCCCCACCCUCGGACUACGAUCCAAACAGCAUUCAUUCGUAUGAGGAGCUCUUUGCGCAGGAAUGGGUAUCCCACGGCACACCUGAACUUCUCUUCAUCAAACGCGCUGCACGAAAGGGUGACCGCUGGACUUCCCACGUAGCAUGUCCAGGAGGCCGACGUGACCCCGAAGAUGAAUCUGACCGCGCAGCCGCAGAGCGUGAGACGUGGGAGGAGGUCGGCAUUGACUUGAAGAAAGAGAAUGCCCUGUAUGUUGGAGGUUUGGAUCAGAGAUUGGUCACGACGAGUUGGGGACAGGUCGUCUUGAUGGUUUUGUGUCCAUAUGUGUACAUCCUCCCAACACCUUCCGCACCAACCCUCAACCUGCAACCAACAGAAGUUGCCUCGGCACAUUGGGCACCCCUCACCAACCUUCUCUUGCCAUCCGCUCGAACAUCUGAACAUGUGGACGUUUCGUCUCGCCUCGCUGGGAAGUACGGACCAGUAGCACAGUCGUUCUUCCGCCUAACGCUCGGCAAAAUGCAAUUCUGUGCCGUCCGUCUCAGCCCCACAGAUUCUUCCUAUUCCACCCCUCCACCGCCUCAAGGCGUGCCUCUCUUACUCUGGGGCAUCACCCUAGGCGUGGUAACCGAUCUAUUGGACCUAGUACCUAGCGAGAAGAGAAGCGCAGAGCUAUGGAUGUUUCCAACGUUCGGAGCACUGGAUGUGAAACUGAUAUUAUGGCUCUUCACCUGGAAUGCACGUCGGAAAGCCCAGGGUGAACUCAACCCAAGCGCAGUCAGCGAAAAGGCAGGGUACGUAUCCCCAUCUUGCUCCCCUCUCAGGGCCCUUUUUCCUCUGUCUUCUUCUCUGUCCUCCACUUCCCCAAUUCUCCGCCAAGCCCUAGGCGGAGCAGAAGGGUGGAAACAGAUGGACCUAGGCCGCACCCGCGCUCCAGCAGGAUGGGAUGCUGAUCAUAUCGUGUACAGGAGUGCACGCGAUAUGAAUUGGGUCGGGAGGAGUUUGAAGGAGUAUUAUGCGAAGGUGAGGUGGG